This is a messenger RNA of Vespa crabro (European hornet), 989 nucleotides long. RefSeq names its product integumentary mucin C.1-like. The record is from RefSeq and is a predicted model, not a curated record. Bases 162 to 752 code for a protein of 196 amino acids. Lineage: Eukaryota; Metazoa; Arthropoda; Insecta; Hymenoptera; Vespidae. The transcript has 2 exons.
UCGUCAAAGAAAUACCUUUAACCUAAAAGCCAUACGCUAUCGCUGAAAACAAUUACCCGACGACAAUAUCACGAAACGUUUCGUCUUAUCUCAUAGAAAAAAGAAAGAAGAAGAACAAAAAUGAAGAAGAAAAAGAAAAAGAAGAAGAAGAAAAAAAAAAUAUGCAAACAUUAACGAUUUCAGUUUUUCCUAUAAAUAAAGGUGGUCGGGCCCACCGUACGUGUUAUAAUUGUACGGCCAAACGAGAAAUCAUUCGUCAUUUCUCAAAAGCAAUGUUCCGAUUCAACAGAACAGUCUUCAUUUUUCUUCUUCUUCUCGGUGCAGUUCGUUUUCAGAACGUCGAAUCUACGAUCGAUAUUUUCAAGAUAAUCGAACCGACACGGCGUUUAUAUUGUCAAAUAAAUUGCGUUGAUCUCAACAGUUGGAAUUUCAUUUGGAACUCGUUAUGUUUGAAAUUAUGUCCCGAAUUAGUAUUGCUUGUGACCACCGGUACGUCCGCACAGACGAUGGAAAAUGGCGUUUCUACAUCGGCGCCGACAAUUAUGACGAUGCCAGGUACAUCCACUUCGACCGGUGGUGUAUCAUCCUCGACUACGUCGAGUUCAGGGAUGACAAUGAGUACGAUUGCAUCAACUUCUCCGGCAUCAACUUCUUCUGGAUCAACUUCUUCUGGAUCAACUUCUUCUGGAUCAACUUCUUCCGGAUCAACUUCUUCUGGAUCAACUUCUUCUGGAUCAACUUCUUCUGGAUAAACUUCUUCUGGAUGAACUUCUUCUGGAUCUUCUUCAGCUUCUACAGCAAGUACUAUAAUGUAGGGAUCAUUGAUCCGAGUGGAUUUCUCAUCUCAUAAUUGUUGAUCAUCUCAUCGAACAAAUACAAGAUGGCGUUGCAUGUUCAAUUAUAAAUACGAUGAUAAAUUAAUAAUGUUCAUAGGUCUGUUCAUAUGUCCGAAUUUAUCUAUUGCGUUUAGAGAAAACGUAAAUACUUUU